CUUUCAUAAGGGUGUGUAAGCAGGUGACACAGGUGAGGGAGAUAAACUACAUGCUUAGAGUACAAGAAGGAAACAUCUUAGAAAGUUAGAGGCAAAGGACUUCAAGAGUGGGAAGACUAACUGAAGUCAGAAGAGACACAAGAUCAUGGAGAUUUAUUUGUGGAAAUUUGUGGCUGUUGUAUGUGCUCUACUUCUUAAUGCUUCAGGCUCAUUUUGCCAACUAGAUGUGUGUGGUCAGGCUCCCUUGAACAUCAAGAUUGUGGGUGGUACUAAUGCUGUUCCCGGUGCUUGGCCUUGGCAGGUCAGCAUUCAGGAAAGAGACUUGCAUUUCUGUGGAGGCAGCCUGAUCAAUGAGCGCUGGGUCUUAACAGCAGCUCACUGUUUUCCGAGUUUUUCACUCCUGGGUGUCACAGCCAAUCUAGGAUUGACAAAUCUGGAGGGGCCUAACCCAAAUAAGCAGCAAAGAACCAUUGCUGAAUUAAUCAGACACCCAAGGUAUAACAUAAAUAAUGACAAUGACAUAGCACUUCUCCAGCUCACUUCUCCGGUGACGUUUACAAACUACAUCAGGCCAACAUGUCUGGCAGCAACCAAGAGUGAUUUUCCCAAUAGAACUAAUGUCUGGGUCACAGGAUGGGGUGACAUUAAGUCUAAUGUGGAACUGCCAUCCCCUCAAACCCUGCAGGAGGUGAAGGUGCCAAUUGUCAGUAACAGUGACUGUGCAACAUCUUAUGGAAAUGAUAUCAUCACAUACAAUAUGAUGUGUGCUGGCCUCAGUGAGGGGGGCAAGGACUCAUGCCAGGGUGAUUCUGGAGGUCCAAUGGUGUUCAAGCAUAACACAACCUGGGUUCAGGCUGGGAUUGUGAGCUUUGGCCGUGGCUGCGCUUUACCUAAUUUCCCUGGUGUGUACACCAGAGUGUCUCAGUACCAAGACUGGAUUAACAGCAUUAUCAAAACCAAACAACCUGGAUUUAUUGCAGUCUCCAAUGGUAAUCCUGGCUCCCCAAACCUCCUUUGUCUGUUUCUUUGUUUUUCCAUCAUUUACUUCCUCUGCUCCCUGUCUAUCUUCUAGUAAUGAUAAGAAAAUGAAACAAAGCCAGAAAAGGUUUUCAAAGAUUUGUGUCAUACUGCAUGUAUCAGUUUUAUUCAUUUGACCUAAUUCUACUCCAUUCCAAUUUAAUCUAUGUUAGAAACAUGAAUUACGUUAAGCCGUUGGUGAUAUCGCCAAACUAAUUUGAGGUUUUACCCGGAAAUAUAUAAUUGGUUUAAUCAUUGUCAGCAAUCACAUAGCAUCUCAUGAUGUACUAUGUGAAAUAAUGUGAACUAUGUACACUGAAUUACUGGAAUAUCAAAGCACUGUAUACUUCCUCAUUCCCCUAACAAAGUUCUUAUGCUGAACGAGUUUUAUUGUGUUGUAUAUUGCUUGGAAUCUUAACCAGAAAUAAAAUCUACAUAUUUAUUUACAGAA
Molecule: messenger RNA, 1468 nt
Organism: Tachysurus vachellii
Lineage: Eukaryota; Metazoa; Chordata; Actinopteri; Siluriformes; Bagridae
Product: tryptase-2-like
Exons: 6
Coding region: 146-1072 (308 amino acids)
Biological process (GO): proteolysis
Molecular function (GO): serine-type endopeptidase activity
Source: RefSeq, a predicted model, not a curated record